AAUAAUUAUUUUAUUCUGAAUUGAUAUUGUUGGUUGGUUUGUAUUUGUGAGAAUGUCUGGCAGAGGUGGUAAGACCGGUGGCAAGGCCCGUGCUAAGGCCAAGAGUCGUUCUUCCAGGGCCGGGCUGCAGUUCCCAGUGGGCCGUGUUCAUCGACUCCUUCGGAAGGGGAACUAUGCGGAGAGGGUCGGUGCUGGAGCGCCUGUGUAUUUGGCUGCGGUUCUCGAGUAUCUAACGGCUGAAAUCCUGGAGUUGGCUGGUAACGCUGCUCGGGACAAUAAGAAGAAUCGUAUCAUUCCCAGACACCUGCAGUUGGCUGUGCGCAACGACGAGGAGUUAAACAAGUUGCUUGGAGGGGUCACCAUCGCGCAAGGUGGGGUGCUGCCCAAUAUUCAGGCUGUGUUGUUGCCCAAGAAAACUGAGAAACCAGCUAAAGGAAAAUAAGAUCGGGACUAUCGAGAUAAUUAACAUCAGCCCAUGAAAAGGCUCUUUUGAAGAGCCAAACCCUUUUGUUAAAAAGACUGAGCCACUAUUUAUAUUUGGUCAUUGUGUUUUUUUGUAAUACGUGUGUAAAAAUAAAGCUCUUCUUUGUCUUGCUC
This is a messenger RNA of Protopterus annectens (West African lungfish), 597 nucleotides long. RefSeq names its product histone H2A-like. Bases 53 to 442 code for a protein of 129 amino acids. The record is from RefSeq and is a predicted model, not a curated record. The transcript has a single exon. Gene Ontology annotation, cellular component: nucleosome. NCBI's taxonomy places the organism in Eukaryota, Metazoa, Chordata, Ceratodontiformes, Protopteridae. Gene Ontology annotation, molecular function: structural constituent of chromatin; DNA binding; protein heterodimerization activity.